This is a messenger RNA of Maudiozyma saulgeensis, 1419 nucleotides long. Lineage: Eukaryota; Fungi; Ascomycota; Saccharomycetes; Saccharomycetales; Saccharomycetaceae. The record is from the annotation of a GenBank genome assembly.
AUGGGUGCUAUUAUAUCCUUACCCAUUACUAUGGGUACAACUUUUGCUGCAUCUUGUCUUGGAGGGUGCUGCUCAAAUUUAUUGUCCAAGACUUUAUCAUCCCUGAGCUCUAGCUCGUUGGGAACAAGACUAAUAUACGCAUGCUGGCUUCUAUUAAACUCUCUAAUAUCAUGGAUAUCUAUGUCGGCCAACAAAUCGUUCCUAUGGCCUGGUAAGACAUGUACGGAUACAGGAGAAUGUGGGUUCUUUACAGUACAUAGACUAAAUUUUGCCCUUGGGUUGAUGCAUGUAAUAAUGGGCGGAAUACUGAUAGGUGUCAAAUCCACUAAAGAUAAGAGAUCUGACCUACAGAAUUCAUGGUGGAGUCUCAAAUUUAUUGCUUAUUUGAUGCUUAUAGUGAUAUCAUUUUUAUUACCAAAUAAUUUUUAUGUUUUCUUUUCUAAAUGGGUUUCGGUACCAAGUGGUGCAAUCUUUAUAUUGAUAGGGUUAAUUUUAUUGGUUGACUUUGCACAUGAAUGGGCAGAGACGUGCAUAUAUCAUGUUGAAAUUGACGAUGAAAAUUCCUCAUUCUGGAAAAAGUUCCUUGUUAUUGGAACAUCAGCAAUGUAUACUGCCUCCUUAGCUAUGACUAUUGUCAUGUAUGUCUUAUUCUGUCAAAAUCACUGUUCAAUGAAUCAAACGGCUGUUACCGUUAAUUUGGUAUUGACAUGUUUAACUUUAAUUACAUCUAUUCAUCCAAAGAUCCAAGAAGCAAAUCCAAAAUCCGGUUUGGCUCAAAGCAGUAUGGUAUCAGUAUAUUGCACUUAUUUAACAAUGAGUGCUAUGUCUUCUGAACCUGAUGAUAAAUACUGUAAUCCAUUAGUAAGAUCAAGUGGAACACGUAACGCAAGUAUUAUUCUUGGUUCUGUCUUUACUUUCGUUGCUGUAGCAUAUACCACCACAAGAGCUGCAGCAAAUAGUGCAUUUCAAGGUGCAGCAUCUAACGGAGAAAUUUAUUUGCCUGAUGAUAAUGGAUAUGACGGUAUAGAGGGCCAAUCAAGACAUCAGCUUCGUUAUGAGGCCAUUAAGCAAGCUGUCGAUGAAGGUUCGUUACCUGAAAGUGCACUUUACGACUCACCAUGGAUGAACGCUAAUCCAAAUAACUCACGAGAUAGUGUUGACGUGAAUGAUGAUGAAUAUCAAGGCACACAAUACAAUUAUUCAUUGUUUCAUUUUAUAUUUUUCUUGGCUACCCAAUGGAUUGCAAUAUUAUUAACUAUUAAUGUAGGGCAAGACGAUGUAGGAGACUUUAUACCGGUAGGUAGGACAUAUUUCUAUUCCUGGGUUAAAAUCGUGAGUGCAUGGAUAUGCUACAUUUUAUAUAAUUGGACACUGAUUGCUCCCGUUUUUAUUGAUGGAUUUAAUGCUGAUGACUAUUGA